AUAAUAGUAUCUUUUAAGGAUUACUUAUAUACAGAGAAAAUGGAGAUAGCAAAGGAACUUAUAUUAAUCCUCAAGCAAAAUAAUAAAUCGCAUGUUGGAUAUGGAUUACAAAAGGAAUGUGAGGCUCUUGUAGGACACAUCCUUCAAAAUAUGGUCAGAUCACAAAUGCCUCCUCUGCAUGCUGUAAUGAAAAAUGAAGAAGAUUCUAUUAAAUAUAGAGAACAAGGUAAUCAACAUUUUGUAAUGGGCGAUGAUCUGGAAGCUAUAGAAUGUUACACUUUAAGCUUAGCAUAUGCUAACAGUGAUGAACUCAUGGCUUACGCACAUGCAAAUCGAUCUGCUGCUUUAUAUAGGAAACAAUUAUAUAAAGAAUGUCUAAUAGAUAUUGAUGCAGCUUUACGUCACGGAUAUCCAAAGGAGAAGCAGAAGAACUUGAAGGAAAGAGGAGAUAAAGCAAUAAUUGAAAUAAAAAAGUUGUUGCAAAUAGAUUCACAGGAUAUUGAUAAUCAGAAAGAUAUGGAUAAAGCAUAUCUAUAUGAUGAAUGUAUGAAAAAAUCUGAUACUACAAAACCAACAGAAAAUGCUGAAUACAUCGAAAACGGAACAACGAUAAAGAAAGAUCAGUGUAUUAAUGUUUCAAAAAAACAAAAUGCGAUGGCUAAUGAAAAUUAUCUCUAUUAUACAACAAAGAUCUUUCCGCAGAAACCGAGAUAUUUGCAGAACGAUGAUUUCUCCAAGUUAAUGUAUGGUCCAAGCCAAGAAGUUCCUACCAUCAGUGAUGGUGUGGUAAUAUCUUUCUCCGAAAGAUAUGGUAGACAUUAUGUAGCAACACGAGAAUUUCAACCUGGUGACAUAGUCAGCAUCGAAGAUCCUUAUGCACAUGUUAUCUACGAAGAACGAUAUUAUACGCAUUGCCACUAUUGUCUUUCUAAAAGCUAUAAUUUAAUACCAUGUGCAGAGUGUCCAAUAGCUCAAUAUUGUUCUACAAAAUGUAGAAAACUGGCGUGGGAGGUAUACCAUAAAACAGAAUGUCCAAUUCUAAAACUAUUAGGCAACUUACUUAAUGUGGACAAAGAUAAAAUAAGAAUGAUUUCGAAGAUUAUUCGAUUGUUGAUUGUAGUAACAGAAAAUGGACGUAAAAUUAAAGAAUUGCAGCAGGAUAUGAAAAUCGCGGAAUCUAAUCCAGAUAGUAGAACAGCAGGAUUUACAGAUACUACAAUACUAGACAGUUUUAGCGCACGAUCUGCAUUGAGUCUGGCAACUAAUAUGACCACAAGACCGUUAAUCGGAAUUAGUGCAUUUGCUUGUAUUUCAGCCCUUGCAGUAAUUCUUCUAGCUACACAAACGAAAUUUUUCUCUAAGAAAUAUGAUAUCGAUGACUUGAAGGACAUCAGCGAAUUUUCCGAACUUAAGUUCUGCGCCAGUAUAAUGUUUCGUGCUUGUGUAAUAAUGUCUUCUAAUUGUUUUUCAAUACAACAAGAACCAGGAAUUAUAUCAGGUUCAGGUUUGUACGUGGCUCACAGUUUAUAUAAUCAUUCUUGCGCACCAAAUACUUUUCGACAUUUCGAGGGACUUACAAUGAUCACGCGUGUUUUGACACCAAUACAUGUCGGAGAUCAAAUAUUUACAAGCUAUGGUGGUGUGUACGCGCACAUGCCUCGAUUCGAGAGAAAGCAGAAGAUACUACAAGAUUACUUUCUCGAUUGCGAUUGUCCUGCAUGUGAAAACGAUUGGCCGAUGUAUAAUGAAAUUUUACGCAGUCACAUUGGAUCUAUUUCCAAAAAUAAACAGCUUGUGGAAAAAUUGAAGCCUUUCAGAGAGAGAUUGCUCGCGAAUAUGUACGAUAUCGAGGCAGUAAAAGCAGUUCUAGAUAUAUUGCACAAGGAAGUUAGUACACAUCCAUGUGAGGAGAUACUCCAUGCAGAGCAAUAUUUAAAGAGCUAUUAUUUGGGUAAAUUUAAAUAAAUAUUACAAUUGUUACGCUUUAUGCUUAAACGUAGUCGUCACACAUAGAGCUCUGCUUACUACUUUAACAUUAUUUGCUUACUUCCAUUAAUUAAUAUCUCUGGCUUAAUGUAAUCACCCACUGCUUUGUUUCCCUAUUAUAGCCAAUAAAACUUUUAGCAGCACUACUGAUAUAAUUUUUUAUAAAUGGUUAUUUAAUUUCUGCUUUAAUUUACACUUACUGCUAUAUAAAACGCUAUAAUAAUUAUAAAUAAAUCUACAUAUAAUAAGGAAAAAACAUUUUUCUGUAUUUCAGAUCCAUGAACUGUCAAAAAUAUGACAUAUAAUAUUACAAUUUUUAAAAACAACUACAAUAUAUUCAAAAAAAAGUGUUUUUCCUUUAGAACAUCAUGUAUAUCAAGAAUAUUGUGUAUAGUUUAAAAAUUAUACAUUAUAUAAAACUCCCUUUUUAUAUGAUUUAGAAUUAGUAAGAUUAUAUGCUAGAUUUUAUUUAUGCAACAUAUAUAUAAUAUUAAAAGUCCAACACCAAAAUCAGAUUUCUGCUAAUAAAACGUUUGUUUCCAUCAUGGAUCGAAGACACUAUACCAGGCAUGCAGGUAACCAAUAAUUCUAAUGAUAUGAUUAAACAUUUUUAAGCUUCAAAUGUUUUAUGUAAAAACUUUUAUAUAAACUGAUUGAGAUUUUAUAUAUAAUUUCGCAAAUUGUUACAUCUUAUAUAAAUAUAUACUAAGUAAACACUGGAUUUAAAUUGAGAAAAUUUUAUGUCUAUCUUUUUAUUGGUUAAUUUAUAUAUAAGAAUAUACAAAUUUAAGAAAAUAAAAAGUGUGUAAUGUAUUUUAAAUUAAAUUUUUUACUAACACUUCAAUAAAUUUUUUAAUUAAAACAUAACAUUAAUUCAAACACUUAACUCUAAGAAUAAUUAUGUAUGUACAACAUUGGUUUCUCUUUGAUGUCUUAAAUUACGAGAAUUCGAAUAUUUUAACUUUUUCAUAUAUCAUGAAAUUAUUAAAAAAUUAUUAUAUGAUAAAAAAAACAUU
Formica exsecta is the source of this 3002-nucleotide messenger RNA. Its product is annotated as SET and MYND domain-containing protein 4-like. NCBI's taxonomy places the organism in Eukaryota, Metazoa, Arthropoda, Insecta, Hymenoptera, Formicidae. Bases 40 to 1965 code for a protein of 641 amino acids. The record is from RefSeq and is a predicted model, not a curated record. The transcript is spliced from 5 exons. Gene Ontology annotation, molecular function: protein binding.